Molecule: messenger RNA, 2045 nt
Organism: Amphimedon queenslandica
Lineage: Eukaryota; Metazoa; Porifera; Demospongiae; Haplosclerida; Niphatidae
Product: UDP-glucuronate 4-epimerase 2-like
Exons: 17
Coding region: 23-1930 (635 amino acids)
Source: RefSeq, a predicted model, not a curated record
GCUCAGAGGUGCGGCAUAGCAAAUGGUGCCUGUGGCUCAUCUUAGCCAAAUUUUAUUAUUAUGUGUCCUACAAGGUUUAUUUGUUAGUGGAAGCAAAAUUCUUGUAACCGGAGGAGCCAACUUCAUUGGUUUUCAUACCUCACUUAGACUCACAGAAAAAGGUCAUAAAGUUGUACUACUGGAUAAUUUCAAUAAUGAUGAAGCCCUCUUAAAGAAGAAAGCCUCCAUUCUCAGUGAGAAAGGAGUGCAAUUACUCCAGGGGAGUUGUUCUGAUGUUCAUGAUGUUCACUAUGUCUUUAAUCAUCAUCCUGAUAUAACUGGUGUCGUCCAUGCUGUAAGCAGCAAUGAAGCUGAUCCUUUGAAAUCUGUGAGCGGUAACAUUGAGCCGCUUGUCAAUCUCCUUGACGUUAUAAGAAAGAGAGAGGAUAAUGCUUCUCUAAUUCGUUUAGUGUAUCUCUCGUCAUUUGAUGUUUAUUCUUCGGCUAAUCCUCUUCCCUUUUCUACUGCAAGUGAGCUCUCUCCUCCAAAAUACAUGCUGGCAGCCAUGAAAAUGAGUGGAGAGAGUCUCGUUACUGGAUACACUUGUACCUAUCCUAAAUCACUCUCCUCUGUCAUUCUGAGGCUGUUCUCAGUGUAUGGUCCUUGGUCAUCUCCUGGUAAUGCUGUAUACGACAUUGCUAAGACCAUCGAUGAUAAUAAUCCUGUAGAAAUACCUCAUAGAAAUGGUAGUUCUGUGCAGUAUGAUUUUGUGUAUAUUGAUGAUGUGUUGAAUUCUGUUGAAGAAGCACUAGAGCAUGCCACUGGGUCUGAUAGCUCGUGUGUUUCAGCCAUUUUUAAUGUUGGAAAUGGAGUGGGCGUGGCUUUGACAGAAGUAGCAAAGCUGUUGAUGCAGGAAUUGAAGAAAGAAGUUAAAAUUACCAGUACAACACUUGCAGAUACCUUUACACAUGCAUCCUAUUCUGAUACAAGGGACAGAUUAAAAACUAUUUCACAAACGUCAUUGAAAGAAGGUAUUUCAAAGUUUGUCAAAUGGUUUAAAAGUAGAACAAAUGAUCCAGGCUCCAAACCAGCUGCACUUGAUUCAAUCCACUCAAAGGCUUUUAAUGAAUUCAUUGAUCACAAGAACAAAGCAUUUCUCAAAAGGAUAGGAGAUUUAAGAGAAAAGUAUACUGCUUAUGCUAGAGAACAUAAUAUUCCAGUUGCAAAGUUUUAUAGACAUAAAACGUACAAAUUUUUCCCAGGAGUAAACUCUGGUAAGGAUAGAAGAAAAGUUGAUGGGUCUAUUGAACAUGUUAGGGAAAUUUGCAACAUCGUCGAUGAAUGUGUAGCAUUUAAUGCACAGGGUCAACUCAAAGGUAUAAUUGAUCAUCAAUCAAAGUGGCAGAAAGGCCCUGGACUUUAUGUUGCAGAGAUUGACGUGUGUGAAGCUGGACUUCACAACUGCUUUGGAAACUCGACUUGCACUUACAAAGGGCCAGCUCAAUUUGAGUGUAGCUGUCAUGAAGGCUAUGGCUGGAUUCAUGAUCGCUGUGUUGAAUUAUAUGUUGAAGGGAGAGUGUCACAGGCUGAAGCUGAUGAGAAACUUGCAGAUUACAUUGAUGGAAGAAACUGGAAAGACUAUACUGGAAGGAAAACAGAGUUUUACGUUUUUAAUAAUAAAGAUGACUUUGUACCCUAUGGAGAGCUGGUAUAUUAUCCUCAGGCUCAUGGCGAUGUAGAGAAGCUAAAGGAAGCUUGCUUAAAGACUUACCACUGCAUUGGGUUCAGCUCUGACGGCUUGUUGAGGAGAGGAUUUGGGCAGCCUAAGCACUGGAAAUAUUCAGACAAUGUCUUGUACGUAUUAGAUGUGGAUUACUGCAGUCUUGAUGCAUUCCGUUGCCCUCCCCAUUCGCGCUGUAGGAGGGAAAGACCAGGCAUGUACAGCUGCUGAUGGCAAGACUCUCUUUCAUGUCAAUAACACAAAUAAAAUAGUCAUAACAAUUAAAGAUUAACAUAUUUUUAUAAUGCUAAUUCUUACUACAGGAUUAAAAAUGGUAAUAUAAAAA